Exophiala mesophila is the source of this 1291-nucleotide messenger RNA. Its product is annotated as 5-formyltetrahydrofolate cyclo-ligase. Gene Ontology annotation, cellular component: mitochondrion. Gene Ontology annotation, biological process: folic acid-containing compound biosynthetic process; tetrahydrofolate interconversion. Gene Ontology annotation, molecular function: 5-formyltetrahydrofolate cyclo-ligase activity. The transcript has 3 exons. The record is from RefSeq and is a predicted model, not a curated record. Lineage: Eukaryota; Fungi; Ascomycota; Eurotiomycetes; Chaetothyriales; Herpotrichiellaceae. Bases 122 to 874 code for a protein of 250 amino acids.
CAACCAUCCAUUUUUAUUGCUUUUUUCGAGCACGACACUCUACAGUAGUCGUGUGCGGAUAUCAAACACGGGCAUCCUUUGUCUUAUCCACCAUUCUCCUCAUGGCCCUGCACUGGUGCCGAUGAUCUCUCUGUGUUUUCGGCAUUCCACGCCUAGGACAGCUGUGUGGAUGCCAAGCAAGAUGUCAAUCAGUACCCUUCGAGAGCAGAAGACUGUUUUGCGGAAGCGAAUCCAGUCAGAGCUCAAGCAGCUUAGCCCACAAGAGAUUCAAAGACAGUCGGCCAUCAUCACCCAGAAAGUGCUGCAAUCACCAGUCUACAAGAAAGCGACCUCGCUCGCAAUCUUCUUGUCCAUGCCAGGGCGCGAAGUGUCAACGCGGGAGAUAGUCUUGCAAGCACUCAAAGAUGAAAAACAUGUCUACGUGCCAUACCUGCACAAAGGUCAGGAUUCAAAAGGCAAGAUCAUGGACAUGUUGAAACUACACGACCGCCAUGAUUUCGAGUCACUCGUCCCGGACGCCUGGGGCAUCCCCUCUCUUUCCCCAGACACGGUUCUGCAAAGGAGCAAUGCUCUUGGAGGGAUGGGCGUGCCAAGUGAAGACAUGGAUGACCAAGGUAACUUUCCAACGCUCGACGUGAUAUACAUGCCCGCCGUAGCUUUUGAUUAUUCUCGCCAAAGACUGGGUCAUGGCAAAGGUUUUUAUGACCGCUAUCUGCACACCUAUAAAACAUGUCUUGAUGCUGCGCAGCCGGGCCAGAAGAUGCCCUUUCUCGUGGGUAUUGCGCUCCGCCAACAAAUUCUAUCCCCUGAGGAAAAGGUCCCAGUCAACGAUGACGACUGGCCUGUUGACGAGGUGCUCACCGCGCAUGAGUAAGGCUUGAACGACCAGACGCUUUUUGCCAAAGACGAUGGGUGCAGGUGUUGGGGGACACAUGCAGAAUUGGCGCUUUGAACAGAAGCGUAAACAGUCAGCAAGCCAUAGGAGAGGCCAUAUGCGAUAUUGGACAGAAAACACGCCUUUUUUCUUUCUUUCAAAGCGUGAUUCUCAAUCUAGUGAUUGAAUUAAAGAGACAUUGUCGCCUUUGAGCAGGAUUUGUCCUAUGCAGAAAUGAGUAUGUAUGUGGAUGGAGGGAAUUUCGCGGGGGGAUUCUGGUUUUUACCUAACUGGCGUCUCUUCUCUGGCCCAUCUCUUGUUGCCAACUGCACUUCGACGGCGUCGUCAAUGACUAGGUUCAUAAAUUCGUCAAAUCCCUGGUAGUCUGUUAGCAGAUGUGCCUCAACAUGGCAGGGC